Messenger RNA from Pristis pectinata (smalltooth sawfish), 13739 nucleotides. RefSeq names its product proline-rich protein 12-like. NCBI's taxonomy places the organism in Eukaryota, Metazoa, Chordata, Chondrichthyes, Rhinopristiformes, Pristidae. The transcript has 16 exons. The record is from RefSeq and is a predicted model, not a curated record. Bases 256 to 6330 code for a protein of 2024 amino acids.
UAUGGCCGCAUCGUAGUCCCCCUGCAAGGAUUUUUUUUAGGAAAUAUUUAUAUGCACAUUGCAUUUUUCUCUAAACCAAAAGCAGAGGGGGAAAGGAAGAAGCAAGCACAGAAAUAAUUAUUUAGCAUUAGAUUAAAUUAAACAGUUUCAGUGGUUUAGUGCAAUCCAGGACGCUUGUAGAUAAGAGAGAGAGAGAGAACCCGGGCUUAACAAUUUAAACAGAGGAAAAUAACCCUCCAUCGCAAAGUGAAUUUAAUGGAUAGGAACUAUCCUACUUCUAGUUUCGGAGAUCCUUUGGGUACAGGGCAAGGAUGGAGCUACGACAGAACAACGUCAGGAGUAAAAGCCAGUCUGGUGUACGGAGGGUCCCGCAGUUCACACCCAGACACGGACAUCCUGCAUAGACAGGCCUAUGCGACGCCCCAUCCUCUCCAAGGCUAUGCCACCAAUCACCACCCAGCAGGCCUCUCGGGUCUCUUCGAGACAGGCCUUCACCACGCCGGCAGCACCACCCCGGACGCUUCCGUCAUGAACCUCAUCUCGGCCCUGGAAUCCCGGGCACCCCAGCCCGGCCCCUCCGCAUCCUCCCUCCUCUCACAGUUCAGGACGCCGUCCUGGCAGACAGCCAUGCACACGCCAGGACCAGCCGAGCUCUUCAUUUCCGGAGCCAUUCCGGGAUCCGGGACAUUCCCAUCUUCGUCUGCCCUCUCAGCCUAUCAGCACCCAGCCUCGUUCAGCGGGCGGAGCUUCCCCGUGACGUCGUCGCUGACCCUGCAGGACGCCACCUUCAGCCCCAGCUCCAACGGGCUGCUCUCACCCCAUGACCCCCUCCUGCACAUCAAGUCCUCGCAGUCCAGCGUGCCCUCCUCGCUGACCUUUGACCGACUCGGGAGCGCCGUGCUGGGCACCGGCCUGCCCUCCCAGAGCUCGGCCUACCGCACGGCCCAGGAGUCGGCCUCCCGCCACCUCCAGUCACAGUUCAACCUGCUCUCCUCGCCCCUCGGCCCCACCGAGCAAGCCUCCCAGCUCUACAACACCUCGGUCUUCUCCAGCUCCCCGGCCUCGGGCAUCGAGAGGGCCAUCCCCCGGCAGGACAGCGUGAUCAAGCACUACCAGCGGCCCUCCAGCGCCCAGGCCCAGCUGCCUGCCUCGCACCACUCCCUGCAGCAUUACCUAAGCUGCGGGGGGAGCCACGGCUUCCAGCAGAUGCCCCGGCACCCCAGCCUAUCCUGCAGCCCGCUGGGUGAACAGUCGCCGGUCAGCAGUGAGGGCAGUCAGAAGAGCUCGCAGCCCCGCGGCGAGCACUCUCAGAGCUACAGGCCCAUCAUCCAGUCGCCGGGUUACUCCUCCACCUCCUCCUCCUCCAAGUCGAAGAGUUACUCGGCCUCCAGGCAGGUGCCCCGCUCCACCAGCACCCCCAAGUGCCAAAGCAUCUCCUCCACGGGCCAGUCUCACCACUACUCGUCCGCCACGCCCAAGGCCAGCUCGGUCAUCUCCAGCCAGCCUCAGGCCUACUCGCCGGGACAGUCCCAGAGCCUGCUCACCAUGACCCAGUCGCAGAGCUACAGCGGGGCCCAGGCCCAGAAUCUGGCCGCCGUCACCCAGUCCCAGGGCUUCGCCUCCAGCCAGUCCCAGGACCCGACCACCGCCAGCAAGACCCAGAGCUACUCACCAGGUCAGCUGACGGGCCUGGCCUCAGUGGGCUCCAUCCAGAGCUACACUGUCCAGUCGGAGCCCCAUUCCACGCCGGGGCAGAGCUACGUCCCCACCCACUCGCAGGGCAUGCCCACUGCCAGCCCCUCGCUCAGCUACGCCACCGGGCACUCCCCAGCCCUGUCCACCCACGGCCCAUCCAUCGUCUACUCCUCGGCCAGCCACGUGCAGACCCUGCCGGACUCCAGCCCCUCCCAGAUCAUCCGGCCACUGCAGUCGCCGGGCGCUGGGCGCUCCCAGAGCGUAGCCUCCCCGGGCCAGCCCCAGAAGUACCUGUCCUCGGUCCUCUCGCCCUCCUUCAUCCAGUCCUCGCACUCCCAGGGCUUCCAGUCACCCCAGCCGGCCCUGGAGCGGACACCGUCCUACGGGAAGACCAAGUCCGACUCGGACCUGCUGGCCUCGGAGAGGACGGAGGACGAGGACUUCCUCAUUCAGCACCUGCUGGACUCCCAGAGCCCGCCCCGGGUCUCCACCCAGAGCCUGGCCGGCUGCGAGGAGCGGGCGCCCAAGGGCAUGGUGUACGAGAUGUCCAAGUCAGAAGAGCGCUACCACCUGCAGAGCGUGAUCCGCACCAACUCCAGCCUGGACAGCCAGGUGCUGGAGAUGUCCCUGCAAGGCCUGAAGGAGAAGAAGAAAGGUGAGCGGCCCAAGGAGUACGUCCGCUCCUCCUCGGAAGGCCUGGCCACCACCGUGGUCCACUACAGCCACCAGGCCAACAGCAUCGACAGCCUGGCCCAGGACAUCAAGAAGUCGGUGGAUCACCUGCAGACGUCCCAUGGCAAGGAGCUGGGGCAGAACCACGGCUUCCUGCAGAAGGGGGGCGACCCCUCCUCCCGGGCCCACCGCCUAGUCCCCGAUGGCUCCCAGAUGGAGCCUCAUGCCAUCCUGCAGGGGCAGCAGGGCUCCCAGCUGAUGCUGGACGCCUCGCCCGAGAUGCAACUGCCCCUGUCCCACCAGGCGUCCGCCCAGCCCUCCCAGCUGCUGCAGUCAGUGCUGACCCACACCCAGAGCCAGCCACCCCAGCAGCAGCGCAAGGUGCCGCCCGCCAUGGACGUGCGCCUGCUGGAGUCGCAGCGGCUGCACUCGGAGGCGCCCUCGCCCCAGCUGCAGAUGCUGGAGGUCCACCUGCAGAGCCAGCAGAUGCAGGGCGUCCACUCCCACCCGCCGCUGCUGGACUCCCACCAGAUCCAGGCCGAGCCCCAGUCCCCCCGCCUGCCCCCCGAGCGCAUCCAGGCGGAGGGCCUGGCCCAGCAGGAGCGCAUGCAGCCACAGGAGAUGCAGGAGUUCCUGGAGCCCGAGCUGCACCUGGAGAGCCACCUGUCCCAGGGAGGGCAGGUGCCGUCCCAGCAGCACCUGAUGUCCGAGAGCAGCGAGCCCCUCCAGCUGGACAGGCCUGAGCCAUCCCAGCAGGUUGCCACCCAGCAGCUGGAGCCGAAGGACCAGUACAGCUCGGGCAGCCCACCCAGCGCCAAGGGCCGCUUCGUGCCGCUCACUUCCAUCUGCUUCCCGGACUCCCUGCUGCAGGACGAGGAGAGGAACUUCUUCCCGGGGAUGGAGGACAUGUUCUGCUCGGCACCCUGCGGCAGCGAGGAGUACAACAAGCAUGCCGGCGAGGAGAACAGCCAGCCCAUGGACCGGGGGGACGGCAUGAAGUCCGGAUUCGACAUGAUGCACUCCAACCAGAGUUUCCCCGGCUACUGCUCCUCGGAGACGGGCGCCGGCCAGCAGAGCGUCCACCUUGACCUCGACUCAGUGUCCAUGAAGCCCGAGCUGGAGCCUGCCAUCCAGGCUGAGCCCACGGCCUUGGCCCAGCAGAGCCACCGGCCUACUGGUGCUGACAUCAAGUCGCCCCUGACGACAGCCAGCUUCUGCAGCAUGAAGAGCAAGAAGUUUCUGAAGACUUCGUCUUUGCAUCUCCUGAAGAAGAAGGACUCGCCCCCGCAGCCCCCAAAGAAGACCUACGCUCAGGAAUACGAAUUUGAGGACGAGGAGAAGGAGGACGUGCCGGCUGACAUCAGGCUGAACAACCGGCGACUCCCGGACCUCCUGCCGGACCUGAUCUCCAGCUGCCGGACGCGGACCAGCAUCAGCCCCGUCUCCGACAUCGACUUCUGCUCCGGCAACCUCAAUGGCGGCAAGAAGAAGCCCAAGCGGGCCUCAAAGCCCAAGGAGAAGGGGCCACCCCGUCCCCGAGGACGGCCCCGGAUCCGGCCUCUGGAGCCCCCGCAAGGCGUGGCCCAAGACGGCCCCAAAAAGAGAGGGCGCGGCAGGGGCAGAGGCAAGAAAAUGGCGGAGGGGGAGAAUGAGGGCUUCAAGAUGGAGAAGCAAGCGAAGCCCAGCAAGGGCAAAGUUCAAGGGUCAAAAGCAAGCGACCUUUUACCUGUUGAGGUUCCGGAGACCCUCCCGACAGAAAGCGUGCUGGAGAACAGUCAAACCCAAGAGAAGAUCAAGAAGAAGAUAAAAGAGGUGGAGGAGAAACAGCCGGAGAUGAAAUCCGGCUUCAUGGCAUCGUUCCUGGACUUCCUGAAGUCGGGCAAGAGGCAGCAGUUGCCCGCGACGACGUCCAGCCCCCAGAAAGGGCGGCCAUCUUCGGUCAUCAACCAGCCCUCCCAGGCCCCGUUCGGCCUGGCACAGUCGAUGCUGUCGGGCCCUCUCGAUGCCUCGGAGAGCGACAGUCUCAUGAGCUGCACCAGCCCCUGCAAGAGGUUCGAUGAGGACCUGAAGAAGAACCUGGAGACCUUGCCCUCGUUUUCGUCGGACGAGGAAGAUUCCGUCAGCAAGAACCAGGAUCUGCAGAAGAGCAUCACCUCUGCCAUCUCGGCACUCUACGACCCAAUGGAUCGCAAGGAAACCGACAACACAGAUAACAUUACUGCAGAAGAUAAAGAAGCAAGCAGCUCGCCAUCGGAGGUCUCUCAGCCAGAACAGGCUGCACCUCCAUCCCCAGACUUGCCUAAGGAGCCAGUCCCAGAGGAGGAACCUUCUCCUGCCCCCGAGUCCCCACCACAGCCGGAAGAGAGGGAGGCUCCGUCCCCAGUCAAGCUGGCCAAGGUGCAGGACUCGGUGGCCAUUUGCGGAGAGACUGACGAGGACGAUGAGGAGAGCGGAGGGGAGGGAGCCAUUCGGAAGUGGGACGAGUUUGUCAUUAAAAUCGAUGACAUUAAGGAGCUAAAGCUGGCCAUGCAGACGGGGGCCGAGCCCCCACCCAUCUGGAGGGUGCAGAAGGCGUCCCUACAGCAGUUCGUGCCCGAGGUGAGGGAGGGGCGACGGCACUUCUCCUCCAGCAACCAGUACGUGGAGUACCCGGACGAGGUGAAGAACAACUACCAGCGCCUGUACGUCAAGUUCCUGGAGAACACUGAAAAAAGGGACUACGUCCGGAUCUGCUCCAAGAAGCCCUGGCACCGGCCCCUGCACCUGGCCAAGAAGCAGGACUCGGUGGCCAUCUCCGGAGAGACGGACGAGGAUGACGAGGAGAGCGGCGGCGAGGGCGUGUUCCGUGAGCGGGACGAGUUUGUAGUGAAAAUCGAUGACAUUAAGGCGCUCAAGCUGGCGAUGCAGGCGGGGCGCGAGCCUCCUCCCGUCUGGCGGGUGCAGAAGGCCUUGCUGCAGAAGUUCACGCCGGAGAUCCGAGACGGACAGCGGCAGUUCUGUGCAACGAGCAAGUAUCUCGGGUACUUUGGUCACGCGAAGAAUGAGUACCAGCGUCUCUACGUCAAGUUCCUGGAGAAUGUGAACAAGAAGGACUACGUGAGGGUGUGCUCGAAGAAACCUUGGCACAGGCCUCAGCAGUCCCUCAGACGCCAGAACCAGGCCAAGAGCGCUCCGAACCGGGUACCUGUGGUGGUUAAACCGGAGCCACCGGUGCGCCCGGCGUCCAAACCCAAGCAGCGACCGUCCAAAGCCAAGGCCGAACCUCCUCCCAAGAAGAGGAAAAAGUGGCUGAGGGAGGUGGCCUCGUCGUCAGAAUCAGACUCCACACCCAACCAGCAGAGCGAGGAGGAACGGAUCCCCACUGGCCGAAUCUUGAACACUCGGGCAAUGAAGGAGAUGUACAAGAGUUACAUCGAGCUGCUGGUCAGUGCCGCUCUGGACCCAGCCAUGAUUGAGACGAUCGAAGCUAACAAUGAUGAACUUUAUUUACCCACCAUGAAGAAGAUCGACGGCAUCUUGACAGAACACAAGAAACGUGUGACAAAAAGAGUGUCUCUGACUUCCUUGCUCCAGGAGGGAUUGCAGACGUUCCCUCAACUGGUUGUCGAGGAUUGCGACGCAGAACACAAGGACAACCCCGCCAGCUCAGUGAAGCUAAAAGUGGCAGGUACCCCCUACAACAGGAAGACUCUCAACCAGCUCAAGAAGAAUGUACAGCGGCCACAGGACUUCCAAGUGGAGGCCGAGAAACUGCAGUUUUACACCUUGUUCCACUCUCUUCAUCACUACAAGUACCACACAUUACUGCACUGUAAAGAACAGACGGACACCCUGUCGGAAGUGAACGAGGACCUGGGUCAGGAGGAGAUUGUGCAGCAGUGCAUGCGCAACAUGGCGUGGCUGGAGAAACUCUUCGACUCCUUCUGCGAGCUCCUCACGCAGGUUCAGCAGCAGUGCGCGUGACCCCCGCCACAGCCGCGACUGCCCUCCUGUCUCCCGCUCUCUCCUUUCCUUUCUCACCCUCGCCCCCGCCGCCACCAUCCUGUUCCCUGCACUGCCACCUCCUCCGCCCCUCGCCUCCGAGGCCGGAUGCGACACACUGCCGCGGGUUCCGGGGUUGCCGGGGCAGUGGGGGUGGUGAAUGUCCGCAGUGACGCCCCAGUUGUUGCAGGAUUUAAUUUUUCUCAUUGUCCUUGCCGCCUGGUAACUUCAGUGCGCUGAUAUUCAGUUAGGAGUGUUCAGAAGCUUAUCGUUUGUUUCUUAAUUCCCUUCGAAGGAAGCUCCGUGGCCACAGCUGGUCACCCCGUCCCAACCAGCACCCUUGGGUGCUCAAGGGGAGGGUGGAAUUAAAGCUUCACAAGCACAGUGGCUAAGACCCUGCUCCUCCAACCCCACUCUCAACACCCUCGAGGCUGUCGUCACUCACCUCUGUGCCCCCACUCACUCUAACCCAUUGGAGGUCACCCCCUCUUUAUGUUCCCCCUCCCACUCAUCCGCUACGCCCCCGUAGCCCCACUCCCCUCACCCUCCCCCGCCACCGAUCUGCCCUGACCCCCUGCUUUUCUAGUGAUCCGAUGGUUUGGGAGGCAGGAGCCAGAUGUAACCCUUGGCUCUGCCCCCCACCCCAGCAGUGAGUCAGGGUUUGGUGUUUGUUAGGGGACUCACUUUGGUUUCCACUUGGGGUCUAGCUGGAUGAAGGUGCGUCUGAAGGAACAGGGCGAGGCUUGAACUGCUUGGUGGGGCAGGUCGUGUUGAAACCAAUGUCUUGGUGUCACAGGGCUUCUGGACACUCUUCCUACUCCCACCCUCCACCCCACCUGUCCCCAUCAUUCCCGUCUCUGUAACGUCCUGUCACUGUGGAAGGUGGAAACCAGCUGUUCCAUCACCAACCCAGGCCGCUGUCUGUGGCCCAAGCCCUAAUGUCAGCCUCUCCUCCUCCUCCUCCUCCUCCUCCUCCUCCUCCUCUCCUCUGUCGUGGUUCCUUCAGAAGGACCUUCAACCCCACCCAAAAGCAAAUUCAGUUCUCCAACAAUUCAGCUGAAACUAUCAGGGGCUCCUGGGUGUAAUUGGGUAAUUGUUGAAGGGGUGACCACCAUUACAGGGGCUCUCGCCUGUCCAGUGGGUCAUGGACAUUCCUCUCGCUGGACGCCUGCAACCACUGACCUUGGGGACGAUUACUGCCUCUCUCUGCCCCCUCCCCACCCCUUCUCCCAGAGGGCGGGCUGAACCAGGGGUCUUGGGUACGGUGGGUGGCCUUUCAAUCUCCACCCUGAUCUUCACACCUGGCUCCUCGAGCUCUGAAACACGAGAGCCCCAGACUUGUCCUACAGCGCGGUGACUCUCCCGCUACACAGUGACACUUCCUUCCAAUCGUCCAGGAAAAGAGUUGGGGUAUAAAUUCUGCUGCCUGACCUCAGGUCGAAGGUUUCCCCAAAGGUCCUGGUGCUUCCCUUAUUUGGGACCUACAGAUGCUUAUUCAGGUGAAUGUGAGGGGGUGUAGGAGGAAAUUGAAGGGUCAUCUAUCUCCUGCUGACCUGACACUAGUCAAUAGUUACCAGGUUAACAUGACUAGGCCCAGUUAGAUGUAGGGUAUGAGGUCGUAUUGCCUGCUGGAUUUGUUUUUUUCCCAUCGGAUCUGAUCUGGGAAGUCCGACUUCCUCCAUCACACUUCACAGAAGGUUAAAACCACUGUGUUUCUGUCUAUGAAAUAAUAUUUACAAAAGUUGAAAAUAAGGUUAGAAUGAUCCUGAAAUGCAGAUGCAUGGGGCUGGAGCACCCUUGUACUCUCUCUAGACGUUGAGUAGCUUGAGGGGACACUGCAUAUGGCUGCCAAAGUGGUGACUGGACACUGCAUAUGGCAGCCGUUCUGGAGGACAUGUGACUGGACACUGCAUAUGGCUGCUGUUCUGGAGGACAUGUGACUGGACACUGUGUAUGGCUGCCAUUUAAGAGAAGAAAUGACUGCAAAUGUCUGCAGACUUCGAGAACGAGUGACAACCGGACACGGUUGUACUCUUGGUCCGGGAAGCAGGAUGUGAAUGGAAACUGAAAAUGGUUGCUGGCCUGGAAUAAUCGAUUGGACGCUGCAAGCGGCUGUCAGUCUUGAGGGGUGACCAAUUGGGCUCCCUGGUCUGAAGAUCAGUUUUCGUUAGAAAUGGACCCUGAAUUUGAAGACGCCAACCUCAUCCCAUCCAUCGACAGUGCCUGCUGGAAAUUUAUUCCCCCGUUCACCACCCACCCCAAAGAGAAAUGUCCCAAAAAGAAGAAAAAACAAAAUUGAACAGCUUAAGAAUGAGUGCUUGCUGCAAAAAGACAGAGGAGCUGGGUGUCCCAGACAUGACAUUUGACCAACACUGGUUGGAUAUAAGAAUGCGGUGGGAUGUGGCGGGGGAGGGUGGAGAGGGGAGGGAGAUACCCACAGGAAAAGAACUCUUGCGGGAGAGGCUCUGAGCUUUUUGAAAACAAUUCUUUAAGGGUCUGGUUGAGCAAAUGCUGCAUUAUAUUUUAGACCUAAUUUUUUGUUUCAGAUUUUAAUCAAAGGUUUCCAUUCCCACCCCCUUGCCCUUUAACAAAAGGAAUUAAUUAUUUUAAAAAUUGCAAAAAAAAACCCACCAACUUAACGCUGGCUGAAUAUAAUUUAAUCGUUUUAUGUUAUUUAAAAAUACCUUACAGAUUCCCUGUCUCCCUUCCAGUAAAAUGUAAGUUUUACAAAAAAAAUUUGGGAUCUGUCCUAUCUUGGGUGCUCGCCUGUCGUAAACGGUUUUUAAAAAAGCAGUGGCUACUGGCCAUGUCUCCCGUGUAUAUAUAUUGUACAGAGCAAAUGUCCAUGUACUAUAUUGUAUUUGAGAGAGCUAACCAAUACUUAACAGAGAAAAAAAAACACAGAAGGUUGCUUAGUUGUGAUGUUCAGUCUGACUGGACCUUAUUAGUACUUGGUUUAUAUAAUAUGUUCUGAAACUUGUCAAGUGUCCUAUUUUAUUCAAAGAAAGACAGGUUACGACAAAAUGGAGUGAUGCACCCCAGGGUGGAUGAAGUCUCGUUGAGAAGGGAGAAGAUGGUGGCAUGGGUUUACGUGCGAUAAUAUUUCCCUAAUCCCCGUCACCCACACACAAUAGAGAUUGCCUGUCUGGGAGUGGUACAAUUUUCCCCAGGCCCGCUGGGAUGAGGAAGGGUUAAAACAUGUAGUCUCAGAGUUUCCCCUCCUGGUUCAACCUCCUGCUGUGGUGAGUGUUGUGUGUGUCCGUGUGCGUGUGUGUGGAAACUGCCUGGCAGAGACAGGAUUGGGUAGUGAUGCCUGAUGUGGUCGAAUAUCAUCCAGGUGCAGGGCUUUGUGCUUGGUGUGACGCAGUCACAGUCCAAUACCCUCUCUCUGGGCUUGUGUACAAAGUGGAGAGACAGGGAUGGAAAACCGGGCCUCAAAGAGGAGCACUUUCAGUGCCAGAGCAACCAGUACAUCAGUUCUAUCAUCCUCUUGAUCGAUAGACUCUGGCAUUACAUAGUCCUUAUCCAGAGCACCAAUUUCUGAGUUGAAUUCAGUAACACUAACUUAACCCCUCUGCCUGUUUCAUCUAGAUUUUAAACCGAAGCCCCAUCUACAUUCUUAGGGCCAAUGACGCUAUUUCAAUGAAGCAUAGGUGAGAGCUGGUCAAAAUUCAACCCCAAUCAGUUGGAAUUAAUUAUCCGGCUGCUACCUCCAUCUCGUUUGUAGGCCCAAAGUAGCUGCUGUGUUUCCAGUUUACAAAUUGGCUGGAAAGCACUUGAAGGUGAAAGGGAUGUGGAAGUCUCUGUAUAAAUGCUAGUUUGUCUAUCUUGGACAUGAAUUUGGAAGUGGGCCUUCAUUGCGAGCAGGCUGCCUGACCUGACCCCAUGGUCCAGUAAACGUGAGGGGCUCUGCUGGGAGAAGCUCCUUGGAACUUCUCUUCCGCAGUGUUUUACCUUCUGUACGUUAAAAAAAAUAAUGGGAACCGCCAGCCAAACCUGUGAAGAACUUGUGCAGGGUUGAAGUACCAUCGCUGUUCUUACUGUCGAAAAUGCAGCAGUCGACGUACGCACAGCGAGAUCCCACAAAUGGCAGUGCGAUCUGCGACCGGGUAACAGAUUUUUUUCACCGCCAUCGAUUGCUAUUUGCUGGGAUUCUGGGCAGGGCUCCCUUGGUGUGCCGUGCUGGGUUUUCCAACCACCCCAAGCAAGGCGUUACCUGAGAGGUUGCACUGCUGACAGUGCAGCACCCCCGCAGUACUGCCUCAGGAUGUCGGUGCCUGGCUGACUGCUCUUCGCCCCCUGACAACUUCCCCAACUAUUCCAAAGAAAAGACAAUUUUUUUAAAGUGGAAAAUAGGAGCAGGAGUGAGCCUGUUUUGUCAAUCAAUAGGAUCAUGGCUGCCUCAAUACCACUUCCCUGGUCCCUUCCAAUUAGCCUCUCGUUGGCUGAUUUUUUGAUAUCCCCCUCCCCACACUACCGAUACAACCCAAGGCUGAUCAUUACCACAGACCAUUACUGGGCGAUUGUUCUUGACGAAGAAGCUGGACCCCACGUCCUUGCAUUUUGUCAGUUCCUUUGCCUACCCAAUGCCCCUCCCUACACCUGAGCCCCGAGGGAGCUCGGUCCUCACUCCCCAUCAGCUGGAAUGGUCUGGGGGAGGCAUGGCUGAGUACCAAGGGGAGCCCCGUCCUCACUCACCCAGCAACCGACAAACUGAAGUGGGCCAUGUGUGAAAGAGAGGUGUUAGGCUCAGGUAGGGGACUAGGCCGCAUUGAAGCAUCAUAGAUUGCCGGGGAAUAUCUACAUAAUUGAGGCCUUGUUGGGAUGAAUUAAUUAAAAACUGAUAUCACAGUGGCACAUUGUGCUUUAAAGGGAAGCCCAGGAAAGGAAAGAGAUUUACUGUUGCAAUCUGAAGUUAGUUUUGUAGUCACACAGCACAGAAACAGGCCCUUCGGUCCAUCAUGUCCAUGCUAACCUUGUUGCCCAUCUUAACUAAUUCCAUUUACCUGUAUUAUGUCUGUAAGCUCCAAAAGUAACUGUAUUCUGUUAAGAAAGGAGGAUUUGCAUUUUUAUAGCACUCUUUGUGGCUUGAUGCAUCCCUGAAGCAUUUAAAAUCCAUUGAACAUUUUGAAGAGGCUACUGUUGUAAUGAUGGCUAAAUGCCUAGGUCUGUUUAUUAUGAGUUUAUUAAAUUAAAGUCCAUCCUUUUGCCCAUCACCCUCCUAAAUAAAUACUUGCCAAUAAUAUAUACUUAAAAUUUCAUGUUGAUUGAACUGGGUGUCCUGUCACAAUGUUGGAGAGGAGGGGCCUUUGCAUAUUAUUCAAGAUGUUAAACCCAGUUGUAUUUUUUGUCUAAUUCAAUAUUUUUGAGAGCAGUUGACUCGUGUACUGCUGCCUUCCCCCACUGCCCUUCCUCGCCCUCUCCCAAAUUUACUUUUUAAUCUUCUAACACUUUGGGUACGAUUGCACAGAUCGAUCCCAACAUUCCUGGACACACCCUUGAGGGGUCACCAGGUUACAGUCUGAAGGAGGAGCUGUUUCUGGUGGGAUAGGCAUUAGGAGCUGGCCGUUUCCAAGGAUAUGUCUCGGUCUGAGCACCUUUUGGGGUUUUCCUUCUGUUUACUAUUCUAUCCUGGAAGUAGAUCAGAAUAGAUUGAAUGAUGAUGUCUUCUGAAGUAAAAUGCUGGAAACAGCAUCUGCUGAGACAGAAAUGAUUCUCGUUUCCACUCCGAGACACUUCCUCGGGAACUGGGGUUUACAAGUUAGCUGGGUUGCCAACUCUGCAUAUGUUCCUGGUGGCUUUAUCAUGUGGACCUCACUCCUCAAUCCCACCCCUCAAUAUUUUUCUGAUGUACAACAGUAUUCAAAGUGAAUAGUUCAAGGAAAAGGCUUUGUUUCUUUUAAUGAUCCUCUGCUUUUUCUCUUGGAACUUUUUAAAAAUCAAACACGGCAGUGUCCUGAAGAUUAAUCCCAAAUAAAUCCUGGCGAUGAUUGAGGAGAGUUGGUAACUCUGGUCUUGAAUAAUAAAAAAAAAUCAGAAAAUGCUCAACAGGUCAGGCAGCAUCUGUGGAGGGGAAGAAAAACAAUUAACAUUUCAGGUCAUUAACCUUCAUCAGGACUAGUCUGGGGUGGGUAAUACUGCCCUCCGUGGCCCAUCCCUGUCAUUUCUGAGCUGCUAGCAUCUUCAAUGCCAGGACCAUUGCCUCCCUUACAGGCGCCCACCGGUUUGUUGCAAGCUCUUUGGGUAUGAGGGAGUGUGGAGGAGCAAGAGAAGGAUCUUUAAUCAAGAGGAAAUUCAUUUUCUUCCUGAAAUUGUUGUAAGUCUUUGUAUAUCCAUCCCCAAAGGUUUUCUGAGCUAAUCUUGCCUUGCAGCUCAUUGAGCUGAUUGGGAGAAAGAGCCAGUGAGUGCUUGCUACUGGGGUAUCAAUUUUAUUUCUUUCACUAAAAAAAAAGUUGCAGUUAACUCUCAAUAGUUUAAUUUCCUCUGCCUAUAAAAUAAAUCAGUCCCAAGCCCCUUACUUACUUGUAGUCCCAGUGAGAGGUCACGCUGACCAUUUUCGUUGGCCCAUCUUGGGCUCUGAGCUGGGGUUGGAGGUCACCAAAUCUGUCAGGUCACUGCAUUGGUUGAACUACCUGUCAAAGCCCAUUUUUUCAGGGAUUUCCAAUUUGAUAAAAUAUUAACUUAUGAAAGAGAUUUGUUUGUUUUUAAUGCCUUUUUAUGGUUGUGUGAUUGGUGGAUGUAAUUUUGAUCGGAAUUGGUGGCUCCAGGAGGGUUUGGCACAGGAGGGGGCUGGCCGAGGUUCGGAGGGGAGAUAGGUGGGUAGGGAAGAGGAAGGGACGCGUCGCAAAGCUUCUCCCCGCUGGGGCAGUGCGCGCAGAGACCAAGUGUGUGGGCAGCCGUUUUGUAGGACCUGAGGCUUGUGGUUUGGGUAUGGUGAUGGGCACGGGCACACUUCGAACCAUUUUGUCAUAAGCUGCCUUCAGAGAUGCGACGUUUUCAUCUCUCUCACUCUCUCUCUUUAUGUAAUACUUAUUAUCGACCUUUUUUAAUGAUGUGUUCUAACUGUACAAUGUUAUGGCCUGAAAGGUAUUGUUACCGUUUUUGAUUUGUGUUCUUGUAUUGAUGUUACAUAUAUUAUAUAUUUUUAAUUGUUUAACAAUGUCCUGCAAAUGUUUUUUCUUUUCCUAUUUCUCCCCCUCCCCACCCACCCCCUUCCCUCGCAAAAUGUACAACUUGCAUUGUAUACUGUGUCCACAAUAUGAAAGAAAAACACAUUCUUCCUCUGUAUUUUGUUUUUUUCUAAAAAAAUAGUUUAACCUCUUUCAUGUUUUAAAUGCCGAAUAAUUCCUGUGCUGCCUACCGUAUAUUUUUAAAAUCUUUUUGUUUCGGUA